Molecule: messenger RNA, 2981 nt
Organism: Serinus canaria (Common canary)
Lineage: Eukaryota; Metazoa; Chordata; Aves; Passeriformes; Fringillidae
Gene: P2RY14
Product: purinergic receptor P2Y14
Exons: 1
Coding region: 11-1024 (337 amino acids)
Biological process (GO): G protein-coupled receptor signaling pathway
Cellular component (GO): membrane
Molecular function (GO): G protein-coupled purinergic nucleotide receptor activity
Source: RefSeq, a predicted model, not a curated record
AUACUGCAAGAUGCUCAACUCUAGCAGCAGCUCCUGGGGCACCAACUGCAGCCACAGCACGGUGAUCACCAGCACAGUCAUCCCGCUGCUCUACUGCCUCAUCUUCCUGGCAGGGCUCUCCCUCAACGCCCUGGCAGCCUGGGUCUUCCUCUACGUGUCCAGCACCAAGAGCUUUAUUGUCUAUCUCAAGAACAUCGCUGUGGCUGACCUGCUGAUGAGCCUGACGUUUCCUUUCAAGAUCCUGGCUGACUCAGGACUCGGCCCUGCCGAGCUCAGCCUGUUCGUGUGCAGGUACUCGGCCGUGGUGUUCUACAUGAACAUGUACAUCGGGAUCACCUUCUUUGGCCUCAUUGGCUUUGACAGGUACUACAAAAUCGUAAAGCCUUUGUUCACCUCCUUUGUUCACACCGUCAACUACAGCAAGGUGGUCUCUGUAAUCAUAUGGCUGUUACUAAUGAUUAUGUCAUUUCCAAAUAUGAUUUUAACUAAUGAAAUCACUAAAGACAAUUACUCCAAAAAAUGUAUAGGUCUUAAAAGCAAACUUGGCAGACAGUGGCACAAAGCAACAACUUAUAUUUGCACUGGGAUUUUCUGGAUUGUUUUUUUCCUGCUAAUCGUAUUUUACACUUCUAUAUCCAAAAAAAUAUACAGCUCUUACAAAAAAUUCCAGAGGAGCUCAGACACGGCCAAGAGAAAAACCAGCCGGAACAUAUUCACCAUCAUGUUUGUGUUUGUCAUUUGCUUUGUGCCCUACCACCUCUGCAGGACCCCAUACACCUUGAGCCAGACCAGCUCCCAGUUCACCUGCCAGUCCCAAAAAUCGCUGUUCUAUGCCAAGGAGUUCACUCUGAUGCUGUCUGCAGCAAACGUCUGCCUUGACCCCAUUAUUUAUUUUUUCCUCUGCCUCCCCUUUAGAGAAAAGCUGUAUCAAAAACUGCACCUCAAGCUGAAAGCUCCAAGUGAGGUUGAAAUUUCUAAAUCCAGAAGAUCAAAUACGCUUCGGGAAAGCACGAACAUAGUGUAGGUUUGUGUUUCCACAAUAAUGCACAUUUCAGGAAGUUAUUCAUUAACACAAAUGUCCCAAAGAAACAGAGCACAGGACAACCAGCAACAAGCAGGAGAGGGGUUCAGCAAAACACCAGGUGCUACUUCUCUGCCUAAACCCAGUACUGCCAGUAUAUUCACUACGCGCCGUUCCAGCUGAUGCCCUGACUGCAGUGGGGUGUGACACGGCCCCUCUGGACCUCAGAAACACAGAGGAGAACCUGGAACAGCACAUUCUGGAGCUCCAGGCCAUGGUCUCUGAAAGGACCAUCCCACAGACCCAAAACCACCCAGUCUGCUUCUCUGGACUCGCAUGAACAGAAACGGGUCCACACCAAACUGCAGCAGCUCCCUCACUGCUGGGGCAGCAAGAGGCACCACGGAGCUGUCUGGGAGCACACAAGUGCAGCUGUGUAAAAACUCUGGUACAUUUAAAUCUAGAAAGAAUGGUUUGCUGGUUUUCCCUUUAUUUUUAUACAGCAGUAAAGCAUUUUUGUCUGUAGCAAGGUAACAGCCAAAGGCGGCCGACAUGCUCUAUGCAAAUAUAAUCUCUGUUAUAACUUUAUUUUUCAGAGCAGCUUUUUUAAAUUGAUUUUGUUAUUGUACAGGAAAAACAUACCAGGGCCUAAAGUAUCCACUAAAGCUUUCAGAGAGUGGCUCUGGAGCUGAAUGUCUUUAUUUUACUUAAUAAUGAAGCUUUAGGAACAUAAAUACCUUUCUGCCACUGCUUUCUGUUUUAGUCCAAACAGAUCUAAGGGUGAAUUUUUUAAAAAAAAUUUGGUGCUUUCCCAGCACAUCAGGCUGGGCUCAGCCCAAGCCAGCUCCUCACACACGCAGGAACUACUCACCUUCCAAGACCUGCUCUCUUCCCAUAACAGUUCUGCAGGAAGGGCAGACCAUUACACAGCAGAGGUUCACCAAACCAUCACUUUGUCCUUUUAGACCUGGAAAAGUUCCCUGGUCUGUAAACUGACUCGGCAGAAAAGGGGAGACUGACUGACAGAGACACACAGACAGAAACAGCUCCAGUGCUGCAGUUUGGGCUUUAAAAACCCCUACAAGCACAGGAAAUCAGCUUUGCGUGAGCAGAGCACUACAAAAUGAGUCGAUGUUUGCUCACAACUGGACACGGGAUCAUUCCAGAUUAUUAAGCUUUGCAAACAUUUUGACAAAUAUGGUCUGAACUUUCAGUUCAUGACUAAACCUAGAACCAGACAUUCUUCAUCCGUUCCUCCACAAAGCUCUGGUGCAGGGUUUGUAAAUUCCUGUCUAUUCUCAAUUACAACCCAGGGCCACCAGUUGGAGUUUCUGUAUUGCUGUCAGUACCUCACCCCCAGCACGGGUCAGAUCUUUUCUCAUGGUUUCCCAAACCAACCAAACAAAAAAUAAAGAUUUCCCUGACUUCCCUAAUGUAUCAUGUUAUUUUUAAUAGUCCUUGGAAAAUAUCCAAAUAUUUAGAAUGUUCGUUGCAAUCAGCAGAACCCCUAGGUGUCUUCAGAUCUGCCAACUAAGGUGUAACUGUAAAACAAACACCAUGAGAUCCCCAGAGCCUGGAAUUUCAUGCAGGAGUAUUAAAACAAAUGAGGAACAGCUACAUUGCAAAGUCCUGAUUUCAGACGGAUUUUAAAUGUGAGAUACACGCGGGGAAGGGGGGAAGCAGAGUUCCAGACUUACAAAAUCAAAAGCAAAGGAACUGCUGCCACACAGUUACAGCCCCACACUCCUCUCCCCCAGAACAGGAAAGAGUGGGCUCUGGGCUGUCCCGCGGACACCUUUUUCUUUCUGUCACGGCUCUUCUGGGUAAUUCCCACGUGAUUCAGCUGUUUGAACGCCGGGUUUAACUGCGUCAAUCAGCCCCUCUGGAAACCACAGCCGCGCUCGGCCGGCAGAGGCAGCCCGGACGGGAGGACACCCGCCAGCCCGGACAGGAGGACAGA